Molecule: messenger RNA, 2114 nt
Organism: Tachysurus fulvidraco (yellow catfish)
Lineage: Eukaryota; Metazoa; Chordata; Actinopteri; Siluriformes; Bagridae
Gene: wfdc1
Product: WAP four-disulfide core domain 1
Exons: 7
Coding region: 427-1071 (214 amino acids)
Biological process (GO): regulation of cell growth
Cellular component (GO): extracellular region
Molecular function (GO): peptidase inhibitor activity
Source: RefSeq, a predicted model, not a curated record
ACAGGCAACUGCCUCAUUCUUCCCUCUCUUUUCUAUACUCCUCAUACUUUUCUUCCCCUCACAACACCCCAAAACCCUCCCCAACCUCUAAUACUGCGUCUCCUCUCACCUUCCCUCUAUUUUGUUCUACCAGACAUAAAGCCCUCUUCAGUAUGAGCGAGUUUGUGUAAGUGCAACAAGGACAGAGACCUCAAGCCAGAACUGGUUUACAGGCUGUGGGGCAACCACGAGGAAAUACAUGCAUUCACUCACACGCUCACUUACACACAAACUCCAAAAGGAAACCACAGUAUAAACACACACGGACAAAAAAAAACUGGCAAGAGUCGAGACAGCAAGACAAAAACUUUAAAGCGUGGGAGUCAAAAGGAGAGCAAGAAGAGGCGAAAAGACAGAAAAGAGAGGAGCGAGUGAAGGAGAAAGGCCAUGGCAGGCACACGGAUCCCAAGCCGGCUAUCCCUGAUCGUCUGCCUGCUGCUGCUCGUCACCGGCACAGAGAGCAAACGCAGACUCAGGAGAAGAGGACUCAGCCAGAAGGUCAGGGACUAUGAGUACCCAAACAACUCCCAGUCCACUCAACACCAGAAGAGUGAUCGGUGCCCACCUCCACCUCAGAUGCUUCCUGAGAGGGCGUGUGAGGUUCCAAGCUGUCGCUCGGACUCAGUGUGUGAAAGUCACAAACGCUGCUGUUACAAUGGCUGCAUCUACGCCUGUCUGGAAUCAGUUCAGCCUCCACCUGUGCUGGACUGGUUGGUGCAGCCAAAGCCAAGAUGGCUUGGUGGAAAUGGCUGGCUCUUAGACGGGCCAGAGGAGGUUCUCCAGGCUGAGGCGUGCAGCACCACAGAGGAUGGGGAUGAGCCCUUACACUGUCCUACCGGAUAUGAAUGCCACAUCAUUAACCCAGGAAACCCCACCGCAGGCAUCCCCAACCGAGGCCAGUGUAUCAAACAGAAAGGAAACUCGGAUGGUCGUAGCCUAAGGCAGAAGUACUUCAAAGAGCAAAAGGAUUCCCUAGGAAGCAAUGGCAAUAUUGCAGUGGGUUAUGAGAAAUAUCACAAGCACUUAGGCUGAAAAGCAGGUGACUUACUGUACACAACAAAACAAGUCAACACUUCUACAGAAACUGGAUAUCCUUAACUUUAUUUGGUGCUUUAUAUUUGAGGUGCUGUAACAUAGAAAAGUCAUCAUUUCCUACCUCCUCCAAACACCACACAGUGGUAUAACUUGCCAGACUGAUCGUCACAACUUUCUUGUAUAUACACAUACUGCUUAGUAAACAAUAGAAUUUGUUCUUCCGAUUGUUUGGAAUAUUUAAAGUAUGAUAAAGCUGAGAAAGUAUCAAAGCUACAUCUACCAUUAUACACUUUCCCAGGCUCGGGAAUCCAAAGAAACGUGUGUGCUCAAAUACCUCAGACAUUAUCAUUCAAAAAAUUGUCAUAGAUUCCUCCAAAUUAUUAUUAUUAUUAUUAUUAUUAUUUUCCUCCAAAUGAUUUACUGUCAUUUAAAUUAGGAAUGUUUUGGGAUCCUCUAGGAGAAGUAUUUUGCAGCUGAGGAUACUGUAUAGAUACUUAGGAAACAGAUAGUCAUCCUGUUCUCACUUAGUCUCAGCAGUAAAUGAAAAUGAAAAAAAAUCAGUUGAUUAGAAAAAUUUUAGUUAUUAAUGCUGUAUUAAUGACGCAUUACACAAACACAUGUAAUGCUUGUAAAGCACAAUACAUUAUAAAGCUAAAAAAAAAAUCCUCUAAAUUCUUUUCCAGCCAUUUUUAUUGGGUUAACACCACAUAAAUAUCAAUCAUUACAUUUAUUUAUUUAAGUACAGCAUGUUGUACUUAUUGUCCAUUCAGCCACCAUUCAGAUGCUAUAACAGACCCUGUGUUAUAAUGCAGUAGUAAGUUAUAAGCAAUAUUUACUACAUUAUGUCACCUGACAUGCUGUACAUGUGACCAUAAUUACGUAUGUACAAUACCUUCAUAUGGAUUUUUAGAUAGAAUUUUGGUUUUGUACAAUGUUAAAACUGCAGUAAUAGCAGCAAUAAAACAUCAUGAAUACAGAAGGUGCUACAGAAAUUUUCAGUACUUUUGCCAAUCCUGUGUGAAUAAAAAAAUUUUUCUGCA